GAGAGAGUAAAUUGUAUCUGGGAAUAAGGAAAAGAUUAAAAACACACAUAAUUUCAUCAGUUCGACAGUUUUCUUCAUGGGGUUUCAUGUGUGUUCACAGACGCUUUACUCUGCUCCUACCCACCACCAAUUCAUCAACUCCAUUUCACGAGGGUUUCACAGAAUCAAAGUCUCCAGUCCGCGAGCAAUGCAGCAACAAGAAGAAGUGCAUACAGUGCGGGUUCCGCACGUGCUGACUGUAGCUGGCUCCGAUUCCGGCGCCGGCGCCGGAAUUCAAGCCGACUUGAAGGCUUGCUCCGCCCGCGGCGUCUAUUGCUCCACUGUUAUCACCGCCGUCACAGCUCAGAACACCGUCGGUGUUCAGGGAGUGGAUAUUGUGACGGAGGAUUUCGUUCGAGAGCAAUUGAAGUCGGUGCUGUCCGAUAUGCGUCUAGAUGUUGUGAAAACCGGUAUGCUGCCUUCGCCCGGCAUAAUCAAGGUCCUCUGUCAAAGCCUCAAGGAAUUCCAAGUUAGAGCUUUGGUGGUUGAUCCUGUUAUGGUAUCUACAAGUGGUGAUGUACUGGCCGGUCCUUUGAUUCUGGCCACCCUUAGGGAGGAGCUUUUUCCCCUGGCCGAUAUAGUCACUCCGAAUGUAAGAGAGGCAUCGGCUUUACUUGGUGGCAUACCAGUGGAAACAGUUGCUGACAUGCGUUCUGCUGCAAAAUCUAUACAUGAUAUUGGCCCUCGAAAUGUACUUGUGAAAGGAGGUGACCUUCCUGCAUCCUCAGACGCUAUCGAUGUUUUGUUUGAUGGUAAGGAUUUCUAUGAGUUCCGUUCAGCCCGGAUAAAAACUGUGAAUACACAUGGAACUGGCUGUACUCUGGCGUCAUCUAUAGCUGCCGAGCUAGCUAAGGGCUCUUCAGUGCUCUCCGCUAUUAAGAUUGCCAAGCGUUAUGUUGAAUCGGUACUGGGUUAUAGUAAGGACAUUCGUAUUGGAGAAGGACAACAAGGUCCCUUCGACCAUUCAAUGAAGCUUAAGAACAAUACUCCGAAUCUAUGUGCGCGUCGACCAUUUGAUCCGAGCGAUCUUCUCCUGUAUGCUGUCACAGACUCAAGAAUGAACAAAAAGUGGGGUCGUUCCAUGAGUGAUGCUGUGAAAGCUGCCAUAGAAGGAGGUGCCACUAUAAUUCAGCUGAGAGAAAAAGAUUCGGACACUGGAGACUUUCUCAAAGCAGCCAAAACAUGUGUGGAAAUAUGCCGGCCCCACGGUAUACCUCUACUGAUAAACGACAGAAUCGACGUUGCCCUUGCUUGCGAUGCCGAUGGAGUUCAUAUUGGGCAGUCCGACAUGCCUGCCCAGACUGCCCGGGCUAUAUUGGGGCCCGAGAAAAUCAUCGGUGUAUCUUGCAAGACACCCGAGCAAGCUGAGAAAGCAUGGAUUGGUGGUGCCGACUACAUUGGCUGUGGCGGUGUUUAUCCGACAAAUACGAAAGAGAACAACGUCACCGUGGGAUUGGAAGGGCUGAGAAGAGUGUGUUUGGAGUCAAAGUUGCCUGUGGUUGCUAUUGGAGGGAUUGGCAGUUCGAAUGUGAAACAUGUGAUGGAAUUAGGCGUACCGAAUCUUAGAGGAGUUGCGGUCGUUUCUGCUCUUUUUGAUAGGGAGUCUGUUUCCGGUGAGACGCGAAAUCUGAUGACACUGAUUAAGGAUUCGACCAAGGUGUUGAAAUGAGAGUGUGUUCUGUUCUGAAUAUGAGGUUUGUGUGUAAUUGAUGUAUCCAAUUGAAUACACAAUGAAGAAUAAUCUAUUUGUGAACUAGUUGUUUGAAGGUUUUGUAGAUUCUACACUUUGUCAGAUUUACUGUUUAGUUUUACACCGUUGAUCUAUACAUAGUCACACACACACACACAUGGAUGUGUGUAUAAAUGCGUAGUUGACGAAUAGAUGUUUAUGGUGAGUUGCACUUGGUGAAGUUCAUCAGAGUGUAGAUUUGAAUGAACUAUUUUUUGAGGAUUGAAAUUUCUUA
This is a messenger RNA of Erythranthe guttata (spotted monkey flower), 2003 nucleotides long. It is a transcript of the gene TH1, whose product is annotated as thiamine biosynthesis protein. Gene Ontology annotation, biological process: thiamine biosynthetic process. The record is from RefSeq and is a predicted model, not a curated record. NCBI's taxonomy places the organism in Eukaryota, Viridiplantae, Streptophyta, Magnoliopsida, Lamiales, Phrymaceae. Gene Ontology annotation, cellular component: chloroplast. Gene Ontology annotation, molecular function: thiamine-phosphate diphosphorylase activity; phosphomethylpyrimidine kinase activity; hydroxymethylpyrimidine kinase activity.